Molecule: messenger RNA, 931 nt
Organism: Procambarus clarkii (red swamp crayfish)
Lineage: Eukaryota; Metazoa; Arthropoda; Malacostraca; Decapoda; Cambaridae
Source: RefSeq, a predicted model, not a curated record
UGUGACCUCUCCGGUGUGUCGCCUUCAACCGGUCUUACUGGCCCAGCUAUACUUUCUUGCAGAAACUUACAAGAAAGUUACAUAUAUAAGUGUAUCAUUGUUUUCGGCAUUAUUUUAUAAUCUAGAAAAACAAAUAUUUAAUGGAGUUGUAACCUAUUUUUUGGGUUUACACUAGUAUGGAAAUACAUAAAGCAGUCGCUGAUUUUUCUGAGGAUCUGGUGUUAGCUUACCUGAGGCAAAGGUCGGAGGCUGUGGGCAUCCCGUGUGAGUACACGGCCGGUGAUGAGGAUGAUGCUAAAUACACGUAUAGUAGUGAUGAUGAGAGAGAGAGGUUUGGCGAGGAUGACCGGGUCAAGUUGAGCAUCUCAGCAAACACCUUGAGGGAAGGUGACCACGGAAUGCUCAGUGUUAGAGUUAAAGAUCGCGCGAAGUCGAUUGAUAGUGGAGUUUGUGUUGAGUCGAGGAGAGAAAACGGUAGAGGUAAAAGAGACUGUACAGAAGACGAGGAGCGAGACAGUGGUCUUGGGGAAUAUCCGCCUCCUUCGGUAAAUCCAUAUGACAGUAGAAGUUAUAAUGAUGCCGUUGCUGGUUGCAGUAAUGCUCCUCCACAAUCCCAUGAUUACGAAGAUGACGAUAAUGCUAACAAGUCGCUCGUCCUGACGUUCAAGAAAGGGGAUUUGUUCGCGGUGGUGGAGGACAGCGCCAUGUGGACGGGAGUAAUGGCCCUGCGCACCGCUGCUGUUGGAUACGUGCCCACUUCUUAUCUAAAGUUCGUGGAGGAGCGCCAUCUGUGGCUGACCACCGCCGGUCAGAAGCGAGGUGAUUGGCUGGCCGCGUAGUGACGUAUCGUGACGUCAGCGAUGAGUCACCUGCGAUUGGUCGGAGCCAUCGCGGUGCUCCCGCCCCUUCCCGCCCACAGACUACAGGUAAG